AUGAUGCACCUCACUUUUCUCCUCCUGAUCAUCCUCACAGAUGGGUCGUUCUGUAAGGAAGUGUGUAGUUACCAGGAUGUAGUGGACUACCUGAACCUGACCGCAGACAACAGUGUGUUCAAAAUGACCCGACCCGUUCUGGACUACAAACACCCCACCGUGGUGCAGCUGGACAUCCUCCUCUAUGCCAUCCUGGCUGUGAUUGAGAAAACGCAAACUUUUAUUCCUUUUGUCUGGGUAAUAAUGAUGUGGAACAAUGAACGCAUUUCAUGGGACCCUGCUCAGUUUUGCGGAAUCACUCAGGUUUCAGUUCCUAUGGAAAUGCUCUGGAAACCAGACCUCUUUAUCCAAGAGAUGAUACAAAAGGAUGACUCCACUCAAAAUCCGUACAUGUACGUGUACCACGACGGGAAGGUCGUUGUUGAAGAGGGCUUGAAGGUGGUCAGCACUUGUAAAAUGGACGUGCACAAGUUCCCCUUCGACACGCAGAGCUGCAACAUCUCCGUUGGAUCUGCAAUACACUGUGUUGACGAGAUCCGUCUCCGUCCUUUCUCCAACACGUCUCGGGUCACCCAGUUCUCCCAAGAGCUGAUAAAGACUCAGGGAGAGUGGGAGUUCCUCCAACUGUCUGUUUCCGGCCACAAUUUCACCUUCGGCGAUAGGUCGUGGAACAUUCUCAUAUACACUUUCACCAUGAAGAGGAGGCCCCUCCUCCAUGUCACCAACUUCAUGUUGCCCGUCCUGUUCUUCCUGAUUCUGGACCUCGCCUCCUUCUUCAUCGCAGACCAUCGAGGAGAGAAGCUGGGCUUCAAAGUCACCGUUUUGCUGGCCAUCUCCGUCCUGCUGCUCAUCCUGAAUGACAUCCUGCCCUCCGUAUCCAACAAGACUCCACUCAUAGCGACCUACUGCAUCGUGAUUUUUGCUCUGAUGCUGCUCAGCGUGCUGGAGACGAUCUUGGUUACAUACCUCAUGGAGAAAGACUCCCAGGAGAAGCUCGGUCUGAGUGACGACAGGGAGGUCCAACGAGAGGCAGUCAAGAACCGUAACACAGAGGAGAAAAAACAAACGCGCUGUUUGUGCGUCUGCAAAGCGUCUGAUGAGUUGCUGCCGGUGGCUCAAGAGGUUGUCAGCGGCAUUCAGUCAGUAGAGUUUAAUGCAUUACUGCUGAUCCUGGAGGAGCUGAAGGGGCUGCAGAAUACUUUGACUCUGCGCCUCAGCUGCAGACAGAACAGAGGGAAGUUCAGCCAAUGGGCCGCAAGAAUCAACAGAGCUUUCUUCAUUUUCUACGUCACCACCGUGCCAGUGUUUCUGUCCCUCAUCUUCAUCGCAUGGAACACUUAGAAAUGUAAAAUAAUACCUCGUAGUACUUUUUUUGUGUAACACCUUUAUGUCAACACGUAAUGUAAAACAAUUUAGAAUCUAGAAGUCGUGCCACGUUCUGUAUUUACAGUAUUUCGUUGUGAAUCUAUUUUAUGUAGUUUGAAAUGAGAUAACGUUUCUUUAGUUGAAAGUGUAUUGACACGAUCCUGUAGACGUGGGGUGCUGAGAUUUAUACCGCUGAUGAAAACUUGGUUCAUUUUUGCAAUGACGAAAACGUCACUGCAGAGUCCAGUUUAAUGCAUUGCCUUUGAAUAUGAUUGUAUAAAAUCUGUAGUGAAUAAUCCA
Molecule: messenger RNA, 1665 nt
Organism: Cyclopterus lumpus (lumpfish)
Lineage: Eukaryota; Metazoa; Chordata; Actinopteri; Perciformes; Cyclopteridae
Product: 5-hydroxytryptamine receptor 3A-like
Exons: 10
Coding region: 1-1341 (446 amino acids)
Biological process (GO): monoatomic ion transmembrane transport; regulation of membrane potential; chemical synaptic transmission
Cellular component (GO): membrane; neuron projection; synapse
Molecular function (GO): extracellular ligand-gated monoatomic ion channel activity; neurotransmitter receptor activity; transmembrane signaling receptor activity
Source: RefSeq, a predicted model, not a curated record